Messenger RNA from Hyla sarda, 1540 nucleotides. RefSeq lists its product as uncharacterized. NCBI's taxonomy places the organism in Eukaryota, Metazoa, Chordata, Amphibia, Anura, Hylidae. The transcript has 8 exons. The coding region runs from base 527 to 1540 and encodes 337 amino acids. The record is from RefSeq and is a predicted model, not a curated record.
AGGUGAUUGAUGCCCGGUGAGAAGGUGAAAGUGACCUAUACCCCUGUCAGCUGCAGGAAAGGAACCAACAGACAGGUGAUUGAUGACCGGUGAGAAGGUGAAAGUGACCUAUACCCCUGUCAGCUGCAGGAAAGGAACCAAGAGACAGGUGAUUGAUGACCGGUGAGAAGGUGAAAGUGACCUAUACCCCUGUCAGCUGCAGGAAAGGAACCAAGAGACAGGUGGUUGAUGCCCGGUGAGAAGGUGAAAGUGAGCUAUACCCCCGUCAGCUGCAGGAAAAGAACCAAGAGACAGCGGGCAGUUGAUCUUGUGUAGACCGUUGAGACCUGUGCAACGCCACCUUUUGAGAAUCAGAAUAUGGAGUGCUCUCUGCUGACACCUCUGUCCAUAGUUACAUAGCUACUAUGGUCAAAAGAAGACAUAUAUGUCCAUCAAGUUCAACUAUGGAAUUGAAGGGAAUGUAUCUAACCCUGUUUCAAAGCUUUCAACUGUUCCUACUGUGACCAGUUCCUGAGAGCACGCUACCAUGGCAGAAUCCACGCCACAAAACAUGGAUAUGGAAUCAGACGGGAUGCUGACAUAUUUGGAAAACCUAAUACUCACUGGGAGAGAGGAUCCGGGGGGGUAUUUCCUGGAAUGCAAUACCAGGGAUGACAUCGAGCUCAUAGAUGUGAAGUCCCUGGAGCAUCGCAUAACUAAUCUAUCCGAAAAAGAAAUCAACAUCUUUUGGACGAUUAACUCGCUGCAGCCGUACGUCCAUUGUGAUAGGUCUCCAAGAGGACUUAGAGCCUACAAAGUCCCGGCACAAUUUAAUGAUGAUCCCAUUUUUAUCAAUAUCUGGAAACAAGCUCAUCAUGAACAUUCUAUGAAACUCCUGCAAAUAGUUCUAACAAGAAGUAGAAUCGAACAGGAUAAAAUUAAUGAAGAUCUAGUCAAAGUGAAAAAUGAAUACAUCAAAAGAGCCACAGAUGAACAAAAAAGCUCUUUUUACUCUAAGUUACAACUUAAACUCACUGCAUUACAAGAAGAAGUCAAGAACAAGAAACGAGAGAAAUUUUUACGUGAUAAAACGGACUAUGAUCAAGAUAACGAAUUCCAAUGGCACCAGAAGAAAAAUGUACCUUAUAGUGCGACCAAAUCUUAUUUACAAAGAAGAUCAUCGCAGCAAUUCGUUAAAAAACGCACCGAGAAUGUAAAUAAAGAGAAAACAUAUAAGAAACAGCUAGAACAUCCACCUAAAAAUAAAAGCGAAGCAGUCCCUUUAGAAGCAGUAAACACACAAGAAGAGGAAGAUCAAAAAAAAUCUCAAGGAUCCAAAGAAAAGAAAAACCACAGUCUGAACAGGACAGAUGCAUGUAUUGAAUCGAAUGUCAUUAAUCUUACAUCAGAGACUCUCGAUCCAGCAAUGGACACUCUCUUAUCUAAAGGUCUAAGUUAUGGACUGGUUGAGAAAUUUAACCCAGUCUCCUUUGAGAUCGACUUAGCGCGAUCCCUUAGAGACAUCAACCUUUUCAAGUUUUCCAAAAUAAAAAAAUACUAG